AUGUUCUUUACCGCAUUCUCUCUCUCUCGCCCUGCCGCAUUCGCUCACUCUCGCUCUUCCGCAUUCUCUCUCUCUCGCUCUGCCGCAUUCUCUCUCUCGCCCUGCCGCAUUCUCUCUCUCGCCCUGCCGCAUUCUCUCUCUCUCGUGCGCGCGCGCGCGCUCUGCCGCAUUCUCUCUCACGCCCUGCCGCAUUCUCUCUCUCUCGCUCUGCCGCAUUCGCUCACUCUCGCUCUUCCGCAUUCUCUCUCUCUUGCUCUGCCGCAUUCUCUCUCUCUCUCUCUCUCUCUCUCUCUCUCUCUCUCUCUCUCUCUCUCUCUCUCUCUCUCUCUCUCUCUCUCUCUCUCUCUCUCUCUCUCUCUCUCUCUCUCUCUCUCUCGUGCGCACGCGCGCGCGCUCUGCCGCAUUCUCUCUCUCUCGCCCUGCCGCAUUCGCUCACUCUUGCUCUUCCGCAUUCUCUCUCUCUCGCUCUGCCGCAUUCUCUCUCUCGCCCUGCCGCAUUCUCUCUCUCGCCCUGCCGCAUUCUCUCUCUCUCGUGCGCGCGCGCGCGCGCUCUGCCGCAUUCGCUCUCACGCCCUGCCGCAUUCUCUCUCUCUCGCUCUGCUGCAUUCGCUCACUCUCGCUCUUCCGCAUUCUCUCUCACUCUUGCUCUGCCGCAUUCUCUCUCUCUCUCUCUCUCUAUCUCUCUCUCUCUCUCUCUCUCUCUCUCUCUCUCUCUCUCUCUCUCUCUCUCUCUCUCUCUCUCGUGCGCACGCGCGCGCGCUCUGCCGCAUUCUCUCUCACGCCCUGCCGCAUUCUCUCUCUCGCUCUGCCGCAUUCGCUCACUCUCACUCUUCCGCAUUCUCUCUCACUCUUGCUCUGCCGCAUUCUCUCUCACGCCCUGCCGCAUUCUCUCUCUGGCUCUGCCGCAUUCGCUCACUCUCGCUCUUCCGCAUUCUCUCUCACUCUUGCUCUGCCGCAUUCUCUCUCUCUCGCCCUGCCGCAUUCGCUCACUCUCGCUCUUCCGCAUUCUCUCUCUCUCGCUCUGCCGCAUUCUCUCUCUCUCGCCCUGCCGCAUUCGCUCACUCUCGCUCUUCCGCAUUCUCUCUCACUCUUGCUCUGCCGCAUUCUCUCUCUCUCGCUCUGCCGCAUUCGCUCACUCUCGCUCUUCCGCAUUCUCUCUCUCUCGCUCUGCCGCAUUCUCUCUCUCACGCCCUGCCGCAUUCUCUCUCUCUCUCUCUCUCUCUCUAUCUCUCUCUCUCUCUCUCUCUCUCUCUCUCUCUCUCUCUCUCUCUCUCUCUCUCUCUCUCUCUCUCUCUCGUGCGCGCUCAGUCCCUCUCUGACCAAUUCCCUCCUCCUUUGCCACGUUCACUCACGCUCUGCCCCAUUCACUCCCUCGUUGCCCCAUUCACUCCCUGUCUGCCCCAGUCAGUCCCUCUCUGA
This is a messenger RNA of Closterium sp. NIES-65, 1419 nucleotides long. NCBI's taxonomy places the organism in Eukaryota, Viridiplantae, Streptophyta, Zygnematophyceae, Desmidiales, Closteriaceae. The record is from the annotation of a GenBank genome assembly.